AUGGGAAUCAAUGCCUAUAUUCCAGGCCUAGCUAUAACAGGCUGUGUUUUUUGUGGUAUUCUUGCUGCGUUGCAUAUUUAUAUAUUUAUAUUGGAAGCAAUACUUUGGCGGAAACGCGCAGCUAAAACAUUUCGAUUACCACAAGCAACUGUCGAGAUUGGUGCUGGUCUAGCAGCUAAUCAAGGUUUUUACAAUCUUCUUCUUGCUGUUGGCCUUAUCUGGGGACUAGCAGAAUUAAGUCCAGAUGUAUUGUUAUUUUUUUCAGCGGCAGUAUUCACCGCUGGAAUAUUUGGAGCAAUCACGGCAUCUCCCCGUAUUAUCUUUGUGCAAGUUAUACCGGCUCUACUUGCUUUUAUUUUUGUUGAUUUUGGGUUUUUUUCGACCAAAGUUUGGUCUUAUUGGAAACAUCCAUUAUAUUUAUUAGUUAUUUUAAUGGGUGCUGGUUUCUUGACAGUUAUUUUGAGUUUUAUUAUUAAAAAAUAUUUUCUAGAAGUUAUUUCGAAAAUAUCAUUAAAACCAGAUUCAUCUAAUGAUAAUUUGUAA
Rotaria socialis is the source of this 543-nucleotide messenger RNA. Lineage: Eukaryota; Metazoa; Rotifera; Eurotatoria; Philodinida; Philodinidae. The record is from the annotation of a GenBank genome assembly.